AGGCUUGGGAGCCAGAGGCUCAGAGAAAUCUGACCGCAUCUUUGCCUAGCAGAAGCUACUGUGCUCAAAAUAGAAACCAGCACUCCUGCUGCUGCCUUCCUCUCCUCGCUGCGAAUCCCACAGUUAAACACGAUGUGCAAAGGACUUGCAGGUCUGCCGGCUUCCUGCCUGAGGAGUGCAAAGGAUAUGAAACACAGGCUGGGGUUCUUGCUGCAGAAGUCUGAUUCCUGUGAGCACAGCUCUUCGCACAGCAAGAAGGACAAAGUAGUUACUUGCCAGAGGGUGAGCCAAGAAGAAGUCAAAAAGUGGGCUGAGUCACUGGAAAACCUGAUCAAACAUGAAUGUGGGCUGGCAGCUUUCAAAGCUUUCCUGAAGUCAGAAUACAGUGAGGAGAAUAUUGACUUCUGGAUCAGCUGUGAGGAGUACAAGAAAAUCAAGUCACCUUCUAAACUAAGUCCCAAGGCCAAGAAGAUCUACAAUGAAUUCAUUUCAGUGCAAGCAACAAAAGAGGUGAACCUAGAUUCUUGCACAAGGGAGGAGACGAGCCGCAACAUGUUAGAGCCCACGAUAACUUGUUUUGAUGAAGCCCAGAAGAAGAUUUUCAACCUGAUGGAAAAGGAUUCAUACCGCCGCUUCCUCAAGUCUCGAUUCUAUCUCGACUUGACCAGUCCUUCUAGCUGCGGGUCAGAGAAGCAGAAAGCAGCCAAGAGUUCUGCAGACUGUGCCUCCCUAUUCCACCAGUGUGCCUAAUUCUCACAUGGAGGCAGAGAGCAGAAAUGCCAAGACUCUAUGCGCUGGAAAACCUGAGGCCAAAUAUUGAUCUGUAUUAAGCACCAAUGCUUUCUCCACGUUUGUAGCCUAGUGUCCAUGCUGCCUGCUGUGUGCAAGUCACUCCCAUGUAAAACUAGACUUAGUUGUGGUGUUGGGGUUUUCAUUGGGGUAUGACCCAAUUCAUUCCAAAUGUUCCCAAGUUUCCUUAAGGGUAUCAUGUGAGCAAGUCUCCAAGUAAUAGCCCUGUAGAUCUGGAUUUUUCAAAGAUUGCUGGCAGUCCUCCCCUCCCAGCAGUUUGACCUCAAGUUAGUUGGUUGGUCCACUUCAUGUGACAACACAUGCACAUGCAAUGUCAGCCAGCAGCACUUCCUACAGAGAUUGGUGUGUGUGUAUAUAUGUAUAUACUAAAUAUAUAUAAUAUAUGCAUAUAUGUUUUGUAUAUAUUGUACCUGUGUAUCCAAAUGUAUGUGAAUGUACAUAUGUAUACAUUCACACAUGCACACACAUUUCUACAAGAGUAGAUGGGAAAGACCCUAGGUGCUCAAAUUGGAGUAUGUAUGCAUGCUUCCAUGCAUGUUCUGAUCUCUGGUCCUUCACACUCUGUUUGAACAGGGCAAACUAACUUAACUGCCAUGCAGGCUAAGAAAGGAACACUGACUUGUGGAAAACAAGUUCUGUAAAAUCAUUGAUUCUUGAUGGAGAAUAACCAGGCUUCAUGUUUAAGCACUGAUGACAGCCUCCACAUUGAGCACUAAAGUAAGGGGUGAAUACUCUGGAAAUUCUGCUGGCUGGCACAGAACUGCCUUGUAUCAAUUAUCACGACUGGCACUUUUAAGUCCCUAUGCUGAUGGCCUUCCUCCUUUGCCUAGGUGCUCAGGGCAUGCCGAUCAGCUAGAUUGGUCUGGAGUUGGGAGAUGGGAUAUUUGAGUUGAAUGAAGGAAAGCAGUCCAGGCUUUGCCAACAAGCCCUCUUGUGGGCCACAGGCUAUGUGAAGGCAUAGGACCUAAAGAUUGUCCUAUUUCUUUCCUCUCUUGAUAAGGUGCUUGCCUAUUCCCACCCCCUGAGAGUGUCAACUGUCAGAUGAGCUUCCUUAGUUCACUGUGGUUGGUGGUUCACUUUCAGAACCAUGGCCUGGCUUGAAGCUACAUGCCUACAUUAGCAAAGCUUCGUCUCAGGAAAGGUUUUGUUUUUUAAAGAGGAAGGAAGUUCUCCCAAACUGAAAAGCCCUCCUUGCUUUUCUGCUUUGAGGUAAGAGCUUGUUCAUCCUACCCCAAACAUGGAGACUAGCAGAGACCAACAAAGGGAAAAAAGAAAGAAAAAGAAAGGGAGAAGAGAGGAUAGGAUAUCAGUUGGCAGGACUACAGUUUGGAACUUUUCAAGGCACAUGAAAUACUUGAAAACUUCUCAUUUGUGUUAUUUGUGAUGUUGUUUUGUAUAAUGUUUAUAUUAUUGUGUUGUUUUAUAAAUGGAGGUACAGGAUAUUACCUGACCUACUGAUGAAUUUCCAGAAAGUAAUUUUCUUCUCAUUCUUCUAAACUACCACUUUUGAGAGCACACACAUACUCAUGCAUACAUGGUACCCAUUGCUCUAGUCUAUAUCAAAUGCAUGAGAACCACCAUGGCUACUAAGCCAAUGUACUGGGCUGCAAUAUGAAGACACUGGAGUAGUGUGUAUCCAAGUCUCAUUGUAUUGAGGAAAUUGGUUUUCUAACUGUACCCUUCUUAUAUCUCUGAAAGUCUUGCGUGUAAUGUCCUCAGAGCUCCCCUUCAGUGUUCUCCAUACCAUCUUUGUGAUCUUGUUUGUACAACUCUUUGGUCUUGUCCCAAUAUUCUCAUAUCUUUGAGUUUGUACCUGUACUCACAGACUGCUGUCUCACAAAUAGGUCUGGAAAGUCAUUCUGAAUGAGAAGUAAAUUAUUUUAUGUAAAUACAUUUUGAGUGUGUUUUCAAUUGUAUUUCCAUCGCUCUUUGAUAUGGUGAGCCUGCCUGCUGCUGGUCCAUGCAGAGACUACUCCUUCCAUAUGCAUGCCUGUUUCUAUGUGCUUUAUGGGCCUCAAUGCUGAUGCUUCCAAUGAAGAUCACAUAUCUUGAUAAGAAGAGUAAAUAAAUGCUUCCUACAAAACUA
This is a messenger RNA of Mesocricetus auratus (golden hamster), 2896 nucleotides long. RefSeq names its product regulator of G protein signaling 4 (gene Rgs4). The transcript has 5 exons. NCBI's taxonomy places the organism in Eukaryota, Metazoa, Chordata, Mammalia, Rodentia, Cricetidae. The coding region runs from base 133 to 750 and encodes 205 amino acids. The record is from RefSeq and is a predicted model, not a curated record.